Molecule: messenger RNA, 462 nt
Organism: Aspergillus neoniger CBS 115656
Lineage: Eukaryota; Fungi; Ascomycota; Eurotiomycetes; Eurotiales; Aspergillaceae
Product: mitochondrial 54S ribosomal protein uL11m
Exons: 2
Coding region: 1-462 (153 amino acids)
Biological process (GO): translation
Cellular component (GO): ribosome; mitochondrial large ribosomal subunit
Molecular function (GO): structural constituent of ribosome; large ribosomal subunit rRNA binding
Source: RefSeq, a predicted model, not a curated record
AUGGCGAAGAAGGCAUUGGCCAAGGAUCAGAUUGUGAAGCUCAUCGUGGGCGCCGGUCAGGCCAGUCCCAGUCCUCCCGUCGGUCCGGCCCUGGGUAGUAAGGGUGUGAAGAGUAUGGAUUUUUGUAAGGAAUUCAACGCCAGAACUGCACACAUCAACACCGGUGUCCCCAUUCCUGCGCGUGUCACUGUCCGCCCCGAUCGUUCCUUCACAUUCGACCUCCGUACUCCCACCACCACCUAUUUGCUGUUGCAAGCGGCCAAUGUGGAACCUCGCAAGAAUCGCAUCCGUGGCGCCCAGAACCCGGGCCAUGAAUUCAUCGGCAAGAUCUCCCUCAAGCAUGUCUACGAAAUCGCCAAGAUCAAGCACUCCGAGACGCGACUGUCUGGAUUGAGCCUACAGGGAUUGUGCAAGAGUGUCAUCGCCCAGGCCAAGUCCGUUGGCAUUCAGGUUGUACCAUGA